AGAAUCCGAGCCACUGUGAAUACUCAGGAGCAGAAGAGGCUGGUGAUGGACCUGGAUGUCUCCAUGAGGACCGUCGACUGCUUCUACACCGUCACGUUUUACGGAGCUCUUUUCAGAGAGGGUGAUGUGUGGAUCUGCAUGGAACUGAUGGACACGUCGCUGGAUAAAUUUUACAAGAAGGUUCUGGAGAAGAAGAAGACCAUUCCUGAAGACAUCCUAGGAAAAAUAGCCGUGGCUAUUGUCCGAGCCCUGGAGCAUCUCCACAGUAAACUGUCAGUGAUUCACAGAG
This is a messenger RNA of Protobothrops mucrosquamatus (brown spotted pit viper), 289 nucleotides long. RefSeq names its product dual specificity mitogen-activated protein kinase kinase 3-like. The transcript has 3 exons. Gene Ontology annotation, biological process: MAPK cascade; protein phosphorylation. The annotation marks the transcript as partial. Lineage: Eukaryota; Metazoa; Chordata; Lepidosauria; Squamata; Viperidae. The record is from RefSeq and is a predicted model, not a curated record. Gene Ontology annotation, molecular function: ATP binding; MAP kinase kinase activity.